AUGGCGACUGGCAUGGCUGGUGUCCGUCGCUUGCCUCUUGUUGUUAUUUUGGGUUCUACUGGGACAGGAAAAUCCAAACUAGCCAUCGAAAUAGGUAAAAGGCUUGGCGGAGAAAUCAUCAGCGCUGAUUCUAUGCAAGUUUACAAGGGUCUGGACAUCAUAACGAAUAAGGUAACUGCGGAGGAACAGUCGCAGUGCCCUCACCACAUGAUCGAUUUUGUGUCACCGCUGAAGGAAUUCUCUGUGGUAGAUUUCCGAAAUAUGGCUUUACCUUUGAUCGAAGACAUUAAAAGUAGGGGUAAAAUUCCGAUAGUUGUUGGUGGCACAAACUAUUACAUAGAAUCCGUGUUGUGGGAUAUACUGAUAGAUGAAGAUAGAAACGACAAUUCCUCAAGCGGUGAAGAACUUGUUGAACCGGAGGGCCAGGGUCCUUCAAAGAAAAUAAGAAAAAGAAAGCUUCUUGAAAGCACAGGCGUUUUAGGUUCUGCUACAAAAUAUAAUGAAGCAGUAGUAUCUCCAGGAGAGGCAUCCAAAGGAUCAAGGCGUUCCGAGGAAAGACCUGAACUUCAGUUUUGUAAUGAUGCCGGAGUAAGAGGAGAAGAUGAGCACAGUUGUAAGACAAGCCUUUAUGAUAAGCUUAGGGAGGUUGAUCCGGCCAUGGCAGACAGGAUACACCCAAGUGAUUCUCGGAAAGUUGCACGUAGUCUACAGAUCUUUGAACAACAUGGAAAACCACACAGCACAAUCAUACAAGAACAACAACAAAGACCUGGAGGCAAUGCAUAUGGUGGACCUCAGAGAUAUAAGGAUAUCUGUGUGUUUUGGCUGCAAUGCCAAAGAGACAUCCUGAAUGAGAGGUUAGAUAAAAGAGUCAGUGAAAUGCUGAAUAGAGGCUUGAUUAAAGAACUGUUGAAUUUUCAUAGAGAAUAUAAUUAUGUGUUAGCAGGAAAAAAUUCUGAAGCCAAAUACACUGAGGGUAUAUUUCAGUCCAUUGGAUUUAAGGAAUUUCAUAAUUUUCUCAUCAAACAGCAAGGCAAAGAUUUUGAUGAAAGCAAUGCAUCAGUUGAGGACAAAUCACUUCUUAAAACAGGUCUUGAGAACAUGAAGACAGUCACACGAAGAUAUGCCAAAAAGCAAAUGAUGUGGGUACGAAAUCGCUUCUUGGGGAGACCAGUUAGUUCUGCACCCGAUGUAUAUGGUCUAGAUGCAACAAAUCUUGCAGAUUGGAACAAUAGUGUCCUUCAAAAUGCACUAGACAUCUUAGAUAGAUUAAUGAAAGAUGAAAGACCAGUAAUUGAACCACUCCCAAGGGUGAUCAUUCAAGAAGAUCGACAUGCAAGACAUGUGUGUGAGAUUUGUGAAAAUCGUGUCAUUUUGGGUGAAGAGAACUGGAAGAAACAUUUGCAAUCUAAAUCACAUAAAUGGCAUAUGAAAAGGAAAGAUAGGGAAAAACAGCUCAAUGCUAUCAAAGAUCUAUAAUUAACUGAACAAUGAAUAAAAAUUGAAAAACUCUUUUUAAAAUUGAGGACAUAACAUCCCUAAGUAAUACCAAGCUUGUUAAAUAUCAGACAAGGGUGUUGAUUAAUUUGUUCUGUGCUGGGAAUCAUUUCUCUUACCCUUUUGUGUGAUUGACAAACAUGAAGGAAAUCUGUCAUCUUGGUCUGAUAGAAAAAUGAUCCCCUAUUCAUUAGCCAUUAAAAGAGAAGUCUGGCUGUAUCACUGUGUAAUUCCUCUUCCCUUUCUCAGAAAUGUAGUAGGGAUGUUUGUAACUAACUAGCAAUUGCUCAACAUAGACUGAUGGAUUUCAGUGCAAAAUUCUUAUUAACAUUUAACAUACAUGUACAGCAUGUGGUCAGCUGGGUUUUUUUUUAUUGACACAGGAACACAAGUUCACUGUACUUGCAUGGUGGUAUGCUGUUGUUUCACUUUUCUAGAACAAUUUGGCAAGCAUUAAUGCUUGAGGUUAUGGAUGAUUUUAAUCUUUUAAUCCUAUAACUCCCAGAAGUGAUCAGCAUGUAACUUCUCCCUACAACAUCCAUACAAUAUUCAGCAAACAGGUGAUAAGAAACCUUAAACUUAUCAGGUAGCAGUUGUCACCUUGAUCAAACACCAAAUUCUGGUAACUAACUUACAAAGAAGUGUGUUGCAGCCAGAGGGGAGAAUUAACAAUACAAUCUUGGAAGUUAUAAGGUUAAAGGAAUCCUUUCUAAGUUUUUUAUUUACUGUACACUCAACAACUGGCAUUGUGUUUUGGUUUAUAUUUUAACUUACCAUUGAAAAGUUAUGGGAAUUAUGGCAUCUCUGACACAAU
This is a messenger RNA of Pocillopora verrucosa, 2311 nucleotides long. RefSeq names its product tRNA dimethylallyltransferase. Gene Ontology annotation, biological process: tRNA modification. Gene Ontology annotation, cellular component: mitochondrion. The record is from RefSeq and is a predicted model, not a curated record. Lineage: Eukaryota; Metazoa; Cnidaria; Anthozoa; Scleractinia; Pocilloporidae. Gene Ontology annotation, molecular function: tRNA dimethylallyltransferase activity; ATP binding.